Messenger RNA from Eucalyptus grandis, 2099 nucleotides. Its product is annotated as RNA demethylase ALKBH10B. Gene Ontology annotation, biological process: mRNA catabolic process. The transcript is spliced from 7 exons. The record is from RefSeq and is a predicted model, not a curated record. NCBI's taxonomy places the organism in Eukaryota, Viridiplantae, Streptophyta, Magnoliopsida, Myrtales, Myrtaceae. The coding region runs from base 80 to 1789 and encodes 569 amino acids. Gene Ontology annotation, molecular function: mRNA binding; demethylase activity.
CAACCACUAUUUCCCUUAUACCAAUCUCUCUCAAUCUCUCUCUCUCUCUCUCUCUCGACGAACUUCUGCCGUGACGCCAAUGGCGGCCGGACUUGCGUCUACGGCCAAUAAAACUCCCCACCCUUUGGCGAUACAGAUGCCGCGAUCAUACCCGGUCCUCGCUGCCGACGCAUUGGCCAGGGACGGGAUGGUCGCCUGGUUCCGUGGCGAGUUCGCGGCGGCCAACGCCAUCAUUGACGCCCUCUGCGGCCACCUGGUGGAGCUUGGCGGCGGAGCAGGGUGGGCAGAGUACGGGCCGGUGUUCACCGCAAUCCACCAGCGGAGGCUGAACUGGAUCCCCGUGCUGCAGAGGCAGGAGUUCUACUCGAUCGCCGACGUGGUGGCGGAGCUGAAGAGAGUGGCCGCCAGGAGGUCGGCAAUGGCGGCGGCGGCAGCUGUGGAGGAGGAGGAAUUGGUUGAAGUUGAGGGCAGGGACGGGAGCGAGAGCUUCGGAGCCGAGGAGGUGAAAGAGAGCGAGCGUUUGGAAAGAGAGAAGGAGGGAAUUCCCGAGAAAGUGAUGGAGAGCGACGGAGGAGGCGGCGGCGAUUUCGAGGUUGUGGACGUAGAGGACGAUUCGCCGGCGACUGCGAGUGAUGUUACGGAUUCAGGUUCACAAGAAUUGCAGCCCACAUCAGAAAAACUCGAGAUAUGCUUCGACCACCAGGACUGCGGGGAUCGUUUGACCCAGAUCAAAUUGACAAAGGGUUUCAAAGCAAAGGAAGCUGUGAAAGGGCAAAUGGUGAAUGUCGUGAAAGGUCUGAAACUGUACGAGGACAUAUUCACUGCUUCAGAGCUUUGUAGAUUGAAUGACUUCAUUGAUGAACUCCGUGCUGCUGGCCGAAAUGGAGAACUACCAGGGGAGACCUUUAUAUUAUUCAAUGAGCAGAUGAAGGGAAACAGGACAGAGUUGAUUCAGUUUGGGCUUCCAACUUUUGAACAUAUAGAAGAAGAUACAAAAGACAGUGCAAGAAGUAAGAUCAUGCCCAUUCCAGCUCUUCUCCAAGAUGUCAUAGAUCACCUGGUUCUGUGGCAGCUACUGCCAGAGUAUAAAAAGCCAAAUGGUUGCAUCAUUAAUUUCUUUGACAAGGGGGAACGUUCAAGGCCUUUUCUAAAACCUCCCCAUUUGGAUCAGCCGGUCUCGACUCUUUUCCUUUCUGAAUCAAGAGUAGCAUUUGGUCGUUUUCUGAUGAGUGAUCAUGAGGGAAGCUACAAAGGCCGGCUCAUGCUUUCGUUGAAAGAAGGGUCUCUUUUGGUGAUGAGGGGAAACAGCGCCAGCGUGGCUAGACAUGCCAUGUGCCCUUCUCCAAACAGCAGGGUUGCCAUUACAUUCUUCAGGAUUCGUCCCAACUCCAACCAAGACCAAACCAAGUCAUUAACCAGUGACAUGCCCUUAUGGCAACCAAGCAUCAGGAGCCCAUUUGCCACAUCAAAUGCAGGUUUCUAUGGCUAUGAAGCAGCAGACAUGUUACCCCCAUUGGGAAUCCUCCAUGCUCCAGUGGUCAUUUUGGCCCCGAUACACCCUUUGUUGUUUAGCCCCAAGAAAAUUCAAACUGAAGGCACAGGGGUCUUCCUGCCUUGGCCUGUUAAAGCAAGGAAACCAGCGCGAUACCUUCCACCUCGGGCCUGGAAAGGAAGGCUUCUUAAUCUUCCAUCACCAGUUGAGACACAGAGAGCGGAUUGCACUGCUUUAUUAGGAGAUACCGUGACACAAACUGGAGUCUCUCUUGAAAAUGGCUGUCCUGAGGAGUAAUCGUCAACAUCUUCUUAAGUACAGUCAGCAUUCGACACUUGAGAAAAGCAAAGGCUCUGAAGUUGGCAGAUUUCUGUGUUGGCCAUGUGCUCAACGUUGAGGACAAUCUAUAUUGUUUGGUCUGUUAGUACGGAUUCUGAAGAAACUCUCACUUGAACUUAAGUCUAAUGGAGGCACUAGAUAGAGAAACGGAAUGCUUUUUUGGAAGCUGUGAGCCUGUGCUGUGACCAUGUUCUCGUAUGGCCUUAUAGCAGCAGCUUUAUUUGUUGUAACAACAAGGUGUCUCUGGUGUUUCAUGAUUUCAAAUUCC